Messenger RNA from Fulmarus glacialis (Northern fulmar), 1830 nucleotides. Its product is annotated as atrial natriuretic peptide receptor 1-like. Gene Ontology annotation, biological process: cGMP biosynthetic process; protein phosphorylation; intracellular signal transduction. The transcript is spliced from 16 exons. Lineage: Eukaryota; Metazoa; Chordata; Aves; Procellariiformes; Procellariidae. The record is from RefSeq and is a predicted model, not a curated record. Bases 1 to 1830 code for a protein of 609 amino acids. Gene Ontology annotation, molecular function: peptide receptor activity; ATP binding; protein kinase activity.
AUGGCAGUCCUGAUGCAAGAUCGCAUAGUACGGACAGCAACAGGAAGCAUGAUGAGUGCUCCCCCUGCACCCAGUGACUCCAAUGCCAGCUGUAUCACUGCUCUGAGCUCCUGCACAGCGGCUGCUUACAUGUCCAGGAAACAGUACUUCACCCAGACUGGGAGAUACGAUGGUAGAACAGUGGCCAUAAAGAAAAUAUUGAAGAAGGCAUUCACACUGUCCAAAUCCAUACGUAAAGAAGUAAAGCAAGUGAGGGAACUUGACCAUCCCAAUCUCUGCAAAUUCAUUGGAGGCUGUAUAGAAGUGCCAAACGUUGCCAUCGUGACAGAGUACUGCCCCAAAGGCAGCCUGAGUGAUGUUCUGCUCAAUGAAGACAUUCCUUUGAAUUGGGGCUUCAGGUUUUCUUUUGCUACUGAUAUUGCGCAAGGAAUGGCCUAUCUUCACCACCACAAAAUGUAUCAUGGACGGUUGAAGUCUAGUAACUGUGUGAUAGAUGACCGAUGGGUUUGUAAAAUUGCAGAUUAUGGUUUGCAGUCAUACAGAAAAGAAGAUUCUCCUGAGGGGUCAAGCUCAUACCAGCAGAAUUUGAUACAGAUUUACACAGCUCCUGAAAUCCAUUCCCUUUCAGACUUUGAACCCAAUUCUAUGAUAGACGUCUACAGCUAUGCCAUCAUUUUACUAGAAAUUGCCACAAGAAGUGACCCUAUGCCAAAAGAUGAUGUGCAUUCAGCUGAAUAUUCUUGGUGCCCACCUUUGGCAGAAUUAAUUUCUGGAAAGGCUGAGAAUUCUUGCCCAUGUCCCACAGAUUACAUAGACGUGAGUAAGAGACACUAUUGUGUACAAAAAUUCUUUAUUGAAGUGAAUUUAAGACAUGUCAAAGAAGUUUUAUGGUGCAGAAAAAAUAAUCCAGCCCAAAGGCCUACAUUUGAACAAGUCAAGAAAAUGUUAUACAAGAUGAAUCCUAAUAAAGUUAGCCCUGUUGACAUGAUGAUGACUCUGAUGGAGAAAUAUAGCAAACAUUUGGAGAUACUGGUUUCUGAGAGAACACAGGAUUUAAUGCAUGAAAAACAGAAGACUGAUCGUCUGUUGUAUAGUAUGUUGCCGAAGCAAGUAGCAGAUGACCUCAGGCAGGGAAAACAUGCACAAGCUCAAAGUUACUUAAGUGCCACCAUCUUUUUCAGUGACAUUGUUGGCUUCACUCAGCUGUCCAGCAGCAGCACACCUUACCAAGUGGUAGAUCUCUUGAACAAGCUUUAUACCACUUUUGAUGAAAUCAUAGAUAACUAUGAUGUCUAUAAGGUGGAGACAAUAGGAGAUGCCUAUAUGGUGGUGUCAGGAGUACCCAAAGAGAAUGGGAUCCUUCAUGCCGGUGAGAUCGCAAGCAUGGCUUUAGACCUUCUGGACGUCUGCAAGACUUUUAAGAUCCCACACAAGCCCAACACCCUCCUAAAGAUAAGAGCAGGAAUCCAUUCAGGGGCAGUUGUAGCUGGAGUUGUUGGGACCAAAAUGCCACGGUAUUGUUUAUUUGGAGAUACUGUGAACACAGCUUCCAGGAUGGAAUCUACCAGUGAAGCUCUUAAAAUACAGUGCAGUUCAAGUGCAUACCAGCUGUUGGAGCAGAUUGGAGAGUAUGUGUUAGUAUGCCGUGGGAAUUUGCAAGUCAAGGGGAAAGGGGACAUGGUAACAUACUGGCUUGAAGGUAAGAAAGCCUCUGCCACCCAGAAGGCAGUCACCAGCACUUCUGUGACUCUUCAAGACCCCAACAGAGCUUCGUUUAGUUUGAUACCAGGUGUCCUUCCCAGUGAUCCUCUCUCAAGUCCUGCUUACUAG